This is a messenger RNA of Impatiens glandulifera, 729 nucleotides long. RefSeq names its product photosystem I chlorophyll a/b-binding protein 6, chloroplastic-like. Gene Ontology annotation, biological process: response to light stimulus; photosynthesis, light harvesting in photosystem I. The transcript is spliced from 2 exons. The record is from RefSeq and is a predicted model, not a curated record. Gene Ontology annotation, cellular component: membrane. Bases 1 to 552 code for a protein of 183 amino acids. NCBI's taxonomy places the organism in Eukaryota, Viridiplantae, Streptophyta, Magnoliopsida, Ericales, Balsaminaceae.
AUGGAUGGUUUGAUCUCAGGAUCUGAUUCGGAACUGCUGAAAUGGUUUGCACAAGCUGAGCUAAUACACAGCAGAUGGGCAAUGCUUGCUGUGUCUGGAAUUCUGAUUCCAGAAUGGCUAGAAAGUCUGGGGUUUAUUGAGAAGUUCUCUUGGUACGAUGCAGGAGCACAAGAAUACUUCGCAGAUUCCACAACUCUGUUUGUGGUGCAAUUGGGGCUAAUGGGUUGGGUUGAAGGACGGAGAUGGGAAGACAUAAUAAAACCAGGGUGCGUGGAUAUAGAACCGAGUUUUCCACAUAAGAAGAAGCCAGAGGUCGAUGUUGGCUAUCCAGGCGGGCUUUGGUUCGACCCUUUGAUGUGGGGUAGAGGGUCACCGGAGCCAGUGAUGGUUCUUAGGACUAAAGAGAUCAAGAAUGGUCGGUUUGCCAUGCUUGCAUUCAUUGGGUUUGUUUUUCAGGCAAUUUAUACAGGACAAGGCCCUUUAGAGAAUCUUUCAGCUCAUAUUGUUGAUCCAGGACACUACAAUGUCUUCUCGGCUUUCACAUCGCACUAGUGCUUGCUCUGCAGUAAGGAAGGAGCGCCAAGAAUUUACAUGCCAACGAUGCUGUGUUUCUUCUUGUAUUCUUGAUUUUGUCCAUUUGCAAAUGUAAAUAUUAUUUGAAAAUGACCAUUCGGAUUAUUUGUUGGUCAAAUCUCGAUGUGCUCUUAAUGAAAAGAUACGAAAUUCAUG